CAACACAGCAGCAUCUGAACCCCGACACACAGCGAGCAGCAGCUCUGAAUGAUGACCCUGAGGACCCCGGAGCGGACACACAGCCUCAUCUGAUCCGGAGCGCGAGCUGCAGCCUGCUUCCCACCGCAGCCCAACUCUCCCUGCCUACAGGCCACGUGCCAGCCCAUGAUGCUCAGCGGUUCAGUAGACGUGCCCAGCCCUGGGGGGAUGAGUGUGGCAUCGGGCCGCAACGUGAUACGCAGCUCAAGCAUCAGUGGCACCAUGUACAGCCUGGAGAAGAGCCCGAGCAGCACCAGCACUGAUACUGGCGGGACUAAAAAACGCCGCUCCAGCCUCGGGGCUAAGAUGGUGGCCAUCGUAGGGCUUUCUCAGUGGAGCAAGAGCACACAGCAACUCAACCAGCAAGAUGGAGGAACCAAGAAGCUACGUAGCACGAUCAGGAGGAGUACGGAGACGGGUAUCGCCGUGGAGAUGAGGAACCGUGUGACACGGCAGGGCAGCAAGGAGUCAACUGACGGUAGCACCAACAGUAACAGCUCAGAAGGAACGUUCAUCUUCCCGACUACCCGGCUGGGCCCAGAGAGCCAGUUCAGCGAUUUCCUGGAUGGCCUUGGCCCCGCCCAGAUUGUCGGACGUCAGACGUUAGCCACGCCUCCAAUGGGUGAUGUCCAUAUCGGAGUGAUGGACCGGGGUGGUCAAAUCGAGGUGGAAAUCACCCAAGCCAGAGGUUUAACCCCUAAACCUGGUUCAAAGAACAUUCCAGCGACGUACGCGAAGGUCUAUGUCCUGGAGAAUGGAGCAUGUCUCUCCAAGAAGAAAACCAAAGUGGUAAAGAAAACUCUGGACCCGACCUACCAGCAAACACUGCUGUUCGAUGAAAGCCCUCAGGGCAAAGUGCUACAGGUGAUCGUGUGGGGAGAUUACGGCCGCAUGGACACCAAGUGCUUCAUGGGAAUGGCCCAGAUCCUCCUGGACGAGCUGGAUUUGUCCUCCAUGAUCGGCGGCUGGUACAAGCUGUUCCCCACUUCCUCUCUCGCCGAGCCCAGCAUCGGCCAGCUGACCCGGCGCCUCUCGCAGUCCUCCCUCGAGAGCGCCACCAGCCCCUCCUGCACCUAGAAACAUCCUCCCUUCAUGUCUCCCCUCUGUGUCUUUAUGGUCCCCUACUCUUUUUUUUUUUUGUGCAGCUCGGUCUUAAAUGCAACUCUCUGACACAGUGAGUGGAAACGGAUAGAUAGCUGUAUCGUCCAGCACACACA
Messenger RNA from Clarias gariepinus (North African catfish), 1256 nucleotides. It is a transcript of the gene rims3, whose product is annotated as regulating synaptic membrane exocytosis 3. Bases 166 to 1116 code for a protein of 316 amino acids. Gene Ontology annotation, molecular function: small GTPase binding; transmembrane transporter binding. The record is from RefSeq and is a predicted model, not a curated record. The transcript has 7 exons. Lineage: Eukaryota; Metazoa; Chordata; Actinopteri; Siluriformes; Clariidae. Gene Ontology annotation, biological process: regulation of synaptic plasticity; positive regulation of synaptic transmission; regulation of membrane potential. Gene Ontology annotation, cellular component: presynaptic membrane; cytoskeleton of presynaptic active zone.